CCAGCCCACAUACCCCGUCCCCCUGCAGAGCUGCCCACCCUCAUGGCCACUGCAGCCUCUCCGGAUGUAACAGGUACCCAGUCCGCCAAGGGGAAGGAAGUCGCGGCAGAGCCACCGAGUGCUCAGCCUGCAGAGGGACCCAGCGAAAAGAGCAGCCCUGCAGGAGACGAGCCCGCACCCGCCGACGACGUCGCAAACGGAAACGGCAACGCCAGCAUGACAAACCCCGCCGAGUCGCCCCCCAACCCCACAGACAGCGUUGGGCAGGCCCCAGCGCCUCCGCCGCCUGCCCAAGUGCAGUCCACCGAGUCCGUGCAGUCUCCUUCUGCGCACGAACGUUCGGAUGAGGGCGAGAAUGGUGCUGCGCGGAAAGACAAGGGCUCGGUGGAGAGCGAGCAGACUGGUACGCCGACGUACAAGGGCUCGUCGCCCCGCAAGGAUGCGAACAACCCUCACCCGGCUCGUCCGACUUCGCGACGGGCGAAGAACAAGGGCGGCCUGCUUUCCAAGCUGCUCCGCGUGCUUGUGCCUUGUGUCGGACCAUCGUCGCGCGCACACCCCAUCGACGUCGACGAGAAGCGCCCGACGGACCAGGCGCCUCCGUCGCCUUCGAAAACGAAUGAUGCCAGCACGUCGGCAUUGAAGGAGAAGCAGGCGGCCAAGGAGGCGGAGGACCUUCCACCUGCACCUCAAGAAGCUCACCCGCAGCAUUCGGCGGAGGCGACUGCCAUUGGCACCGAGACGUCCGCAGACGGCGCGGCUCGCUCUACAGAAAUACCCGCACCUUUGCAGCCCAUUGAAAUACCCCAGGCCGACGAUCCCAACGUCCUUGUUCCCCCAACACCUACCAAAACUCUGCCGCGCGAGGAGACGGAGGGCGUGACGUCAGGCGCUGUACAGCCGCCAGGGUCCACAGGUGGAGACAGCAUACGUGACCAUUCAAGGAGGAGUUCCAGGAACCUGAACGACGACUCUGAUGGUUCGACAAGCUUCACAGAGGACGAAGAUUUAGAUGAUGGGGGGACCCCCAUGGAUGAGAUCGAGGACGAAGAGGAACGUCUUAUCAUGCAGGGUGGCGCAGGAAUACCUAUAGGACCUGACGGCGUUCCUAGACCACUCCUUCCCCCAUUAUCUCCCAAGCACGCCGGGCGGAAAUGCCUAGUCCUCGAUCUCGAUGAGACGUUGGUACACAGUAGUUUCAAGGCCAUCUCACAGGCAGACUACGUCGUGCCUGUUGAAAUUGAGUACCACUGGCACAACGUCUACGUCAUCAAGCGACCGGGCGUGGACAACUUCUUGAAGAAGAUGGGCGAAAUCUACGAAGUCGUCGUCUUCACGGCAAGUCUGAGCAAGUACGCAGAUCCGGUACUCGACAAGCUCGACAUCCACCGCGUAGUUUCCCACCGACUGUUCCGUGAAAGUUGCUAUAACCACCGAGGCAACUAUGUCAAGGACCUCUCACAACUUGGGCGGCCAAUCGCCGAUACCAUCAUCAUCGACAACUCGCCUGCGUCGUACAUCUUCCAUCCCAACAACGCAGUGCCAGUUUCGUCGUGGUUUAACGACCCUCACGAUACGGAGCUCACGGACCUCUGUCCAUUCCUGACCGACCUGGCCCAGGUGGACGAUGUCCGGGGCGUGCUCGACGGCGGCCUAUAACACGGGGUACUGGUCCGGGAGUGAGGCCGCUCGGGAUAGGAUUUGGCUAGCUCAGGCUAGUGCAGCAUUCCGCGCCUUUCGCUCUCUCCAUGUCUGUCUGUGCAUGCUGUUCGUCUGUCGCGUCUUCGUAGCUCUUUCACGAUUCACACGAACGUCGACCGAGUGCAUCAGAUUGAGAAGACCCCUGUCCAUCCCUCACCUCCGGCGCCGCAACUGGACGCCGCGAAUCCAGCCACCCCCGCAUUCUCAUCGUACCUUGUGCAGUGCACAGGCAGCGACCUUGGGAUCCGGUCCGCCACCCGUUGUCCCUGUCUCCGCUGCACCGUCUAGACCUUUCCCUCGUUCGCCGUCGGCCCGCUUCUCCUCAAGUCUUCGUCCCCGGGCCUGGUCCCCACGCUCAAGCUCCAUGUGCCCCCGCACUUUCCUGUCCUAUGGUUGUUCAGUACAUACGCCGUCGCUCGUCCGUCAUCCAGCUUUCGUAUACCCCCGCAAUCCCGCAAUGCUUGUCAUGGUACACUCUACCUCUUCCCCUCC
Messenger RNA from Trametes versicolor FP-101664 SS1, 2193 nucleotides. Its product is annotated as NIF-domain-containing protein. The coding region runs from base 43 to 1659 and encodes 538 amino acids. Gene Ontology annotation, cellular component: plasma membrane. The record is from RefSeq and is a predicted model, not a curated record. Gene Ontology annotation, molecular function: phosphoprotein phosphatase activity. The transcript is spliced from 7 exons. Lineage: Eukaryota; Fungi; Basidiomycota; Agaricomycetes; Polyporales; Polyporaceae.